Molecule: messenger RNA, 1663 nt
Organism: Leptidea sinapis
Lineage: Eukaryota; Metazoa; Arthropoda; Insecta; Lepidoptera; Pieridae
Product: prion-like-(Q/N-rich) domain-bearing protein 25
Exons: 8
Coding region: 186-1154 (322 amino acids)
Source: RefSeq, a predicted model, not a curated record
CUCAGAACGACCGUUGGAUCGUGUGCGCCUGCGCAGAGCCUUGCCGGUUGUCAUGGUAACGCGGUACAUAAUAUAAACUGUUUGUUUGUUUCCAUUAAGUGACGUUAACAGGUUCUUGUGUCUAUCGGAUGUGCAUAUACCAAAAUAUUACGUGAGGCGUGCAUGAUCUUGGCGCAAUCUUCACCAUGGAACUGUGGGGUUGGUUGCUGUUAGGCCUUCUGGGAGUCACCGCUGCACAGGGACCGGAAAAACGAAGGACCGGCAAUGUGUGCAGCACAGACGUGGAAUGUCCGGACAAUGCGUUUUGCAAACAGAGCAGUUACUGCGUCUGCAAAGAUGGCUUCGUUUACGCCGCUGUGAAUAGCACACACAAGGGAUGUCUUAAAGAGGCACGUAAUGGCGAGCAGUGCGUACAACACAUACAGUGCCACUCGACAAUGGGAGUUCACUCGGAGUGUGUGGAUGGAAUCUGCUCCUGUGCUUCGAACGCCCACCUGGAGACCGAUCGAUGCUACGAGACCGCUGUCGUUGGUGACCGAUGCGUUGUUGAUCAGAACUGCUACCUCAGCGAGCAGGGUCCUGAGAGGCAGGCGUUUUGUGUCAGGGGAUACUGUACUUGCCAGCUUCAGUUCAGUCCGCGCGAUAAUGGAACCAGAUGUGUUCGCGAUGCUGCUCUAGGCGAGGCUUGCGAGGAUGAGCUGCAAUGUGCUGGCCCAGGCCUGGAGUGUCGUGGCACGUGUCGCUGUCGAGAGAACUGGGUGGCGUAUCAGGAGGUCAACGCUUGUGUCGAAUCAGCAAAAACGCUCAACGCGCCGUGUCAGUACGACGUCCAGUGUGACGCGUUGUCUGGGGUAGCUGAAGCCAGGUCUACCGGAGCAGCCUUGUGUCUGGGGGGAGUCUGCUCUUGCGCGUACAACGCCCGGGCUGUGGGUAACCCAGCGCAUUGCUGGCAUAGACGACGACCGGGACAGGAGUGCAUCAGGGAUGAGGAAUGCGUUUCUGAAGAAGACGAACCAGGUUACUGUCUGGCCGGCAGAUGUACAUGCAAGACGUGUUCUCCAGACGCAAAUGACUUUGGUGGCGCAAGCACAUUAUCAAUCCCGCCAAUUUACGUCGCCGCCAUUUUGUGUAUACCGGCCAUCUUGUGGCAGUAGGCGCCAUUUUGAGAUCAACUAAAACAAUAUUACACUAAUCUGUGAUUAAAUCUGCUUAAAGAAACCUUUAGCGAAGUAUUUAUUAAUAUUAACUAGAGGUUGUACUUACCAUCGCCUUGUUUUACGUUUAUAAAUUGAAAUUUGUAAAAAUCCUACCACAAUUUCGAAAUAGCCGAAGUUUUUGAUAUAGAAUGUGUCAAUUUAUCAUUUUGAUAUUGACCUGUUUUAAAUUGCAAGUAUUUUAUGUUGUUUUAUUAUCUGAUAAUUUAAAUUCGUUAAAAUAAUGUUAGUACUUUUCAAAGUUUAUAAUAAGUUGUAAAUAAUAUGAAUUUGUUGUUAAUUGUUGUUGAAUUGUUUAUUUAAGUGUAGAUCUAUGGAACCCGCAUCUUCCAUUAUUACAGUAUUUUCGAGUGCAAUUUUUCGAUGUUUAAAACAAAAUAAUCUGGGUAGAUUUAUACCAAAGAGUUGUACACAAAAUAAUUGAAUGUGUAAAUAAAGUAUUUAUUUUA